Molecule: messenger RNA, 597 nt
Organism: Adineta ricciae
Lineage: Eukaryota; Metazoa; Rotifera; Eurotatoria; Adinetida; Adinetidae
Source: the annotation of a GenBank genome assembly
AUGGAUAAAUUUCUCGUCGAAAGGUUCGAUUUGGAACCGAAUUCUAACGAUGAAACUCCGAUUGAUUCGUUUAAAUUACUUCAUGAUUUCAACGCCUAUCAAACAGCAUUGCAUGAAUACGCGUCGAAGCAUCAGUUAACCGAUUUCGAAGAGUAUUACUACCGCAUUGAAACUGAUCCUCGACGUAAAUUUCUGUAUGAUGUUAGUCAAACAUAUUUCGAUAAUUAUUUUCUUUCGAUCUAUUUCAUCUUAUCGAAUCCAUUUCUAAUCACUCAACCAACGUUUCAUAAUCUGUAUGCAACUAAACAUCUCUUGCCGGAUAUCGCCGAUCAUAUCAUCUAUCUUUAUGAAACUAUGAGUGAGAAAGCAUCGAGAUUUUCUAAUAAAUUCCUAUUGGAAAAAUUUAUCGCCAAUCUCGAAUUCGAUUCUCUACCAGAUGAAUUAACCGGUGAUGAUUAUAAAGAAUAUUUCAUACUCUUUGCUCGCGAGGCAAACCGGUUGAAGACUUACCUAAUCGGCUUGAGUCAACAACCGAAAUGGCUCGAACAUUCUGAACAAGGACUCGCUCAAUUCGAACCGGAAAUCUAUCAAUUCUAA